GUUGUUCGACCUUGGCGGUGUGCUCUUCGGGCCCGGCCUGCAGCACUUCCUGGGCUCCUACGAGCGGGACUGCGCUCUGCCCAGGAAUUUCUUGCGAAAGGUCAUGUUUGCCGGUGAUUCUGACAGUCCUUACGCCAAAAUGAUGAGGGGACAGAUCACCCUGUCCCAGUUCUUUUUGGAGACGGAAGAGGGCUGCAGGCAACACGCCUCUUCCUCGGGCAUCGCCCUGCCGCCCACCUUCUCCGUCGCCCGAGCCUUCGAGGAGAUGGCGGCCGAGGGGACGGUCAAUGCCCCCCUUCUGCGGGCAGCAAGGGUGCUGCAGAGGAACGGAUUUAAGACCUGCGUCCUCACCAACAACUGGGUGGACGACAGCACCGGGCGGCUCUUCACGGCCACGCUGAUGAACCUCCUGCGCCGCCACUUCGACCUGGUGAUCGAGUCCUGCCGGCUCGGAGCACGGAAGCCCGAUCCCGAGAUCUACGCCUAUGCCUUGGAUGCGCUGCGGGCGAAGCCGCAGGAGGUCAUCCUCCUGGAUGACAUCGGGGAGAACUUGAAGCCCCGGGAGAUGGGCAUGGCCACCAUCCUCGUCAGGGACACCGAAACCGUCCUGAAGGAGCUGGAGGAGCUCUCGGGUGUCCAGCUUCUCACUCAAGAAGAGCCGCUGCCGACUGCGUGUGAUCCAUCCAACGUGACCCACGGAUACGUGCCCAUCCGGCCCGGCGUCAAGCUGCACUUCGUGGAAAUGGGGCACGGCCCCGUCGUCUGCCUCUGCCACGGCUUCCCCGAGUCCUGGCUCUCCUGGCGCUACCAGAUCCCAGCUUUGGCUGAUGCCGGCUUCAGGGUGAUCGCUCUGGAGAUGAAGGGCUACGGGGAAUCCACGGCCCCACCGGACAUAAAAGAAUAUUCCCAGGAGCAGAUAUGCAAGGACCUGGCGGUUUUCCUGGACAAACUGGGCAUCCCGCAGACCGUGCUGGUCGGCCACGACUGGGGCGGUGCCGUGGUCUGGAACAUGGCUCUCUUCUACCCCGAGAGGGUGAGAGCCGUGGCCUCGCUGAACACCCCGUACCGACCCGCCGACCCCACCGUGGACAUCGUGGAGAAGAUGAAAACCUACCCCACCUUUGAUUACCAGUUCUACUUCCAGGAGCCGGGCGUUGCGGAGGCAGAGCUCGAGAAGGACAUCAGCCGGACCCUGAAGGUCCUGAUCCGUUCCACGUGCCAGGAGGACCGCCUGCCCUUCACGCUCAACUUCCACGGGGUCCAGGAGCGAGGGGGGCUGCUGGUGGGCUUCCCAGAAAAUCCCCCCGCCAGCCAGAUCUUGCACGGCCCUGAGCUGCAAUACUACAUCCAGCGCUUCGAGAAAUCCGGCUUCAGUGGCCCCCUGAACUGGUACCGCAACAUGCGACCCAACUGGCACUGGGCACUCUCUGCCAAGGACAGGAAGAUCACGAUGCCAGCACUGAUGGUCACGGCCGGGAAGGACGUGGUGCUGCAUCCCAGCAUGAGCAGGGGCAUGGAGGAGUGGAUCCCGCAGCUGCGCCGGGAGCACAUCGAGGAGUGCGGGCACUGGACGCAGAUGGAGAGGCCGGCGGUGCUGAACAGGAUCCUGGUGGAAUGGCUGGAGGGGCUUCCCCCGACACCCCCCUCCCCAAGAUCUCCAGGCUGUGAGCAGGGCUGGCAGGCAGAGCCCUGCCCCGUGCCUUCCCUCUUCCCCGGGCUGAUUUUACCUUUAGGGUUUGAUUUUUACCUUUAGGGCUUGAUUUGUAUUUUUUGGGGGGGUUGAUGGGUGAGC
Molecule: messenger RNA, 1792 nt
Organism: Gymnogyps californianus (California condor)
Lineage: Eukaryota; Metazoa; Chordata; Aves; Accipitriformes; Cathartidae
Gene: EPHX2
Product: epoxide hydrolase 2
Biological process (GO): cholesterol homeostasis; phospholipid dephosphorylation
Cellular component (GO): peroxisome
Molecular function (GO): magnesium ion binding; lipid phosphatase activity
Source: RefSeq, a predicted model, not a curated record